Messenger RNA from Dentiscutata heterogama, 147 nucleotides. NCBI's taxonomy places the organism in Eukaryota, Fungi, Glomeromycota, Glomeromycetes, Diversisporales, Gigasporaceae. The record is from the annotation of a GenBank genome assembly.
AUACAAGAAAGUCAAGCGCAUAUGAUGUUUCAUGAUUGGAGUAGUGCGGUAAAUAAAGUUAACAUUAGUAACGAUGGACAGUAUAAUAUAAUAAAUCCUGAAAGUACCUACCAUGAACUUCUAGCGAAUAUAAUGCUUCCUGGAUAG